GACAAUCAUGCCUCUUCUCAAUCUCCGUCUCCUAAAGUACAGGUAUUAGUCGAUGAAACGCUAGUCAAAGAAGAAAUGGAAGAACCUCUUAGUACCAACCAAGAUGAUGGGAUGGAUUAUGGCUCUCUAGGAAGUGAUUCCAGAUUAGAGGGAUCGUGUGGUGGUGAAGGAGACGAUAAUGCUAGUCUGAUGAUACCUAACAAAUAUGAACAAAAUGUUGCCACGUCUCAAGCACAGCCCCUUCCAGAGGCUGUGGUGGAGGCAUUAGCUGGACCCUCAGGGAUGCAGGGGUGGCUCGGAGGAUGUGAUGUCCCCAGUGGGUUUUCCGGAAUGGAAGGCUACAGUGGGGACGGUAGCCAGGAGGUCCACCAGCCCCCACAAGGUCCUGCAGGAGCACAAGCACAGCAAGCACACCAGAUGGUGGGGCUGGGCAGAGACAUGACUGGCAAACGAGGACCCCCGGGCGUCAUCAGCUUGAUGCAACAUAUCUCUGAUCUACCGUACAGCAUGAAGGACACGCCUAUGAGUCACAGGUGUAACCAUGGUGGGGAGAGCUCCUCCUGCCUUAAAUGUGCCCACCAGAUAAGGCAGAGGCCCAUGGGAGGCCGUGGAGCUGCAGCACUUGGGAAAAACCUGAACUCCACCGUUAAAGUUCAUCAGUGUCCAUAUUGUGCUUAUACCACCAAUUUUACUACAAACCUAAUCAAUCAUAUGAGAACGCAUACGGGUGAAAAGCCAUUUUCUUGCCCUCACUGCCCCUACAGAGCAAAUCAAAGAACCAACCUCAGAAUGCACAUGCGUACUCACACAGGGGAGAAGCCAUAUGCCUGUGCCCAGUGCCCCUAUCGUUCCUCUCGGAAGGAUGCCCUAAAAAGUCACAUGUUAAAACAUGCCACAAGAGAUAUUUCAUAAUAACCAUAGACUUGUUUUUGGAAGUAGGGUAUUUGUACUACAUGGUAAAACUCACGUAUUAUUCAUUUUAUAUAACAUACAUCUUUAAAUGUUGUAAAAAUUCAGAUAACUAGAUUUCCUAAGUUGAGCAUAUUAUAUGAAUGAAGUGGUUAGGAA
Messenger RNA from Penaeus monodon (black tiger shrimp), 1068 nucleotides. Its product is annotated as longitudinals lacking protein, isoforms H/M/V-like. Gene Ontology annotation, molecular function: protein binding. Gene Ontology annotation, biological process: regulation of transcription by RNA polymerase II. Gene Ontology annotation, cellular component: nucleus. The record is from RefSeq and is a predicted model, not a curated record. Lineage: Eukaryota; Metazoa; Arthropoda; Malacostraca; Decapoda; Penaeidae.